Phytophthora infestans T30-4 is the source of this 402-nucleotide messenger RNA. Its product is annotated as 40S ribosomal protein S26, putative. The record is from RefSeq and is a predicted model, not a curated record. Gene Ontology annotation, molecular function: structural constituent of ribosome; mRNA binding. Bases 49 to 402 code for a protein of 117 amino acids. Gene Ontology annotation, cellular component: cytosolic small ribosomal subunit; ribosome. Lineage: Eukaryota; Oomycota; Peronosporomycetes; Peronosporales; Peronosporaceae. The transcript is spliced from 3 exons. Gene Ontology annotation, biological process: translation.
CUUCCCUGCAAGUAGCUCAGUCAAUUUGGAGAAAAGAACGGAGGAAUCAUGACUGUGAAGCGCCGCAACCAUGGACGUAACAAGAAGGGCCGCGGCCACGUGAAGCGUGUGCACUGCGUGUCAACGGCUAAGCUCAUCCCCAAGGACAAGGCCAUCAAGCGCUUCGUUGUUCGCAACAUUGUGGACCAGUCGGCCAUCCGUGAUCUGAAGGAGGCGUCCGUGUACGAGUCGUACGCUCUGCCCAAGAUCUACAUCAAGAACUACUACUGCGUGGAAGCCGCCAUCCACCAGCGUAUCGUGCGUGGUCGCUCGAUCGAGGCCCGUAAGAGCCGUGCCCCGCCCCCGCGUCGUUUCGCCCCCAAGCGCACGUCGUGGGGACGCCAGCGACUUCCUUCGCCAUAA